AUAUGAAACGGUCAUGAGCCGAAACUCGAGUAUACUCGGCCGUGCAUCAGGAAGCAUCGCUUUUCCAACAUGACACGAUGUUCGGUUACUAGCAGCGGUGACAACUGCUUGCUUGAAUGCUAACGAAGCUAACGCUAGCUGCGUGCGCACAGCUUUAACCAGAGACACCGCUCGAGCGUCUAAACUACAACAAUAGAAAGCGAGUGAGUCUGAAUCUUGUACUGCAGGUCAGCUGUAAUGGAAGGGGGAGGGGCAGCGGGCGUCAACCUCAGCAGGAAGUUUGUUUCAGAAGCUGAGCUUGAAGAGAAGAGGAAGAAGAGACAAGAAGAAUGGGAGAAAGUUAGGAAACCUGACGACCCUGAGGAUGCCCCAGAGGAGGCGUAUGACCCACGUUCGCUCUUUGAGCGGCUGCAGGAGCAGAAAGACAAGAAACAAGAUGAAUAUGAGGAGCAAUUCAAAUUCAGGAACAUGGUGAGAGGAUUGAACGAGGAUGAGUCCAGCUUCCUGGACGAGGUCUCCCGGCAACAGUGCCUGGUGGAGAAGCAACGCAGGGAUGAGGAGAAGCAGGAACUGCUGGAAUACAGAAGCGCUCUAGUGAAGAAAGCAUCCACAGAAAGUCGCAAAGAGCCUGAAAAGAAGGCGGCACCUAAACAUUCAGGGGUAGAGCAAAGGACCAGCCACCUGUCUCAGGCCCAUUUGUUGGCUGGAGCUGUCAAGAGGCGCAGCUCCUCCCAGUCGUCAGACAGCAGUAAGAAACAGAAGGUGGAAAUCACAACUACAGCAACGACGACAGGAAAUGGAGACAGACACACAGAACAGGAGAAUGGUGCAGGAGGAGGAGCAGGGCGAGCUGAAGAUCAACAAACAGCCCCCGGCCUGACGGCGAAGACCCCCUCUGCUUCACUGAGCACCGGUCAAGGUGUGUUACACCUGCCGUCAGCGGCCGUGUGCGUCGGCGUUUUACCAGGACUCUGCGUUUAUUCCGGCAGCAGCGACUCUGACAGCAGCUCGGACAGCGAAGGUAGCGUGGACGCAAUCAUGUUGCCGUACCCCCGGCACAGCAGGGCCUACAGAUAGACACACAUCAGCAUAGACACACAUCAGCAUAGACACACAUCAGCAUACACACACACACACACACACAACCGUAAGUAUGUUAAACAGUCGUAAAAGGUAACCUCACACAAGGUAUGCACACACACAGACGGAUUAAAGGUCAUACAUACACACAGUGAUAUAUGUUAGUCAUGCACUCAAACAUUUUCAGUAUUCCUGUCGUUUUCACAGCUGUGAGUUGAACUGUUGCUCUUUGUCAUCAAAGUUCAGCCCAGUAAUGUAACCCUAAUAAACCGUAACAUGAGGACCAAUUUAAACUCUAUUCUGAACUAAA
This is a messenger RNA of Micropterus dolomieu (smallmouth bass), 1390 nucleotides long. RefSeq names its product proteasome activator subunit 3 interacting protein 1 (gene psme3ip1). Lineage: Eukaryota; Metazoa; Chordata; Actinopteri; Centrarchiformes; Centrarchidae. Bases 238 to 1077 code for a protein of 279 amino acids. Gene Ontology annotation, cellular component: nucleus. The transcript is spliced from 7 exons. The record is from RefSeq and is a predicted model, not a curated record.